Molecule: messenger RNA, 1128 nt
Organism: Neltuma alba
Lineage: Eukaryota; Viridiplantae; Streptophyta; Magnoliopsida; Fabales; Fabaceae
Product: receptor-like protein EIX2
Exons: 3
Coding region: 1-1128 (375 amino acids)
Molecular function (GO): protein binding
Source: RefSeq, a predicted model, not a curated record
AUGAUGAACUUAACAUACCUUAACCUCUCUCAAGCUGGAUUUGGUGGAAGAAUUCCCCAUCAAAUUACCAAUCUUUCCAAUUUGCUCUACCUUGACAUUGGAGGCAAUCAUUUCAUGGGAAGCAUACCUCAAGAAAUUGGAAACCUCUCCAAUCUGAUCUAUCUUGAUCUCAGAGGUUCUUAUCAAUCUGAUGUGGAUGGAUUUUAUGUUGGAAAUCUUCAGUGGCUUGGAGGAACAAUUGCAUCAUGGGUUGGACAACACUUGCCAAAUGUGAAGAUUCUUGUUCUUAAAUCAAAUAAGUUCUCUGGUCAAGUUCCCUUUCAAAUAUGUUACAUGAGGUUAUUACAAGUCUUAGACCUUGCACAAAACAAGUUGACAGGACAAAUACCCAAAUGCAUCAACCAUUUGAGUGCUAUUUCAAUAGUAAAUAGUAGUUCAGAAUCAUACAUUCUUUGCAAUGGAGCAAACAACACAAGGCAUCUGGUUCUUGAGGAGCUCCUUUCCCUAAAAGGGAGAGUUGAUUAUAGAGCUAUUCUUGGUCUCAUCACAAGUAUUGACCUUUCAAGCAACAAAUUAUCUGGAGAGAUACCAAUGGAAAUCACAAGACUUAAGGGGUUACACUUUCUAAAUGUUUCUAAUAAUUGUUUGAGCGGUCAAAUUCCAAAAACUUUUGGGAACUUGGAGUCACUAGAGUCUGUCGAUUUCUCAAGGAAUCAUCUUGUUGGUGAAAUCCCACAAAGCAUAACCAAGUUAAGCUUCUUGAGCUUUCUGAACUUGUCAAGAAAUGAUUUGGAGGGAAGAAUUCCUACAGGGACAGAGUUGCAAAGCUUUGAAGCAUCUAGUUUUGCUGGCAACAACCUUUGUGGUCCUCCUCUCACUAAUAACUGCACUUCAAGUGAUCCAGAUCAAGAUGAUAAGAAUGGUGAUCAUGGGGAGGGGAUUGAUUGGUUUUUUGUAAGCAUGACAUUGGGGUUUGUGGUGGGAUUUUGGGUUGUGGUAGGUCCUUUGCUCUACAAGAGAUUAUGGAGAUAUGUUUAUUUCCAAUUUCUAGAUGGCAUAUGUAAAACUGAUAAAGCACCUAUUUGCAUCGAGGAAGGUAGAAAGCUUGGCGUUGCUGUCAGCACCUGA